GUUAUGCGCCACGUCCAAAAUGUCAACAGAGAAAGUGUUUCCGCUAAAAUGUCCUGUGCAGACUUACGCUUGGGGUCGUCUAGGGAGUGACAGUGAAGUAGCAAGACUGUCAAAGGCAUCAGAUGUAACAUUUGAUCUUCAAGAAGAAACCCCAUAUGCUGAGUUAUGGAUGGGCACACAUCCAAAAGGUCCUGCAGUGAUAGCAUCAAGCAGUCAAAGUGGAACCUCAUUGGCUGACUGGAUCAGUGUAAAUGGAGAAAGCCUGGGUCAAAAGGUCAAGGACAGGUUCAAGGGUCAACUUCCAUAUUUGUUCAAGGUACUCUCGGUGAACAAAGCCCUCUCUAUACAAGCUCAUCCUAAUAAGAAUCUCGCAGAACAGCUCCAUCUAUCCAAUCCUGACAAGUAUCCUGAUGCCAACCAUAAGCCAGAGAUGGCCAUUGCCCUGACAGAGUUUGAGGGAAUGUGUGGAUUCCGACCAUUGCAAGAAAUAGCUUUCUUCAUGCAAACUGUUCCAGAAUUUGCAGCUGUAGUCAACACAGAUGUGGCACAAAAAUUCAUCUCCACAGUUCAAGAGACCAAAGAUGUUACCACAGCAACUGACUUAUUAAAACAAAGCUUUACAAAUCUGAUGAAUUGCCAUCCUAGUACUCUAAGUGAACAACUUGAGAGGGUCACUCAAAGAUUUCAAACACUUGAUGACCUAGAUGGCAAACUAGAGAAAGAGCUGCUUCUACGAUUGAAUCAACAGUUUCCGGGGGAUGUCGGUAUAUUCUGCGUAUUCUUCUUGAACCAUAUGCGACUUCAACCCGGAGAGGCCAUGUUCCUCGAGGCAAACUUGCCGCACGCUUACCUCUCUGGGAAUUGUAUCGAGACUAUGGCGUGUUCAGAUAAUGUGGUUCGGGCAGGCCUGACCCCCAAAUUCAAAGACGUACCCAACCUGUGCAGUAUGCUAAAGUAUGAGUCAAAGACAUCCAGUGAAAACAUGUUUCAACCACAAGUAGAUAAGGAAGAUCCAUGUGUUACGAUAUACAACCCACCUGUGCCUGAUUUCGCAGUUGCAAGAGUUAGGGUUCCGAGUGGUACGAAACAAUACACAAUGGCAGCAAUAGACAGUGCAAGUCUAGUCCUGGUUGUAGAAGGAAAGGCCACAGGACAGAACAGGACUCUCAAUGGACAGCCUUUGAAUGUUUCUAAGGGGUCUGUCAUAUUUAUAUCAGCCAAUGAGAGCGUAGACUUAACAAUUGAAUCUACCUCAGAAGGACUCCUUGUAUUCAGAGCAUUUUGUGAAUUAUGAUGAUGGUUUGACUAGAUGCUGUUUAUUUGUAUGUAGUGAAUUCGAAUAAUUCUCCAAAAUCCUUACAUUAGAAAAGUGUGAAAUAUUUUCUUUAACUUAACUUAACCUGAUUACUCCACUUUGAUUGGUCAGAGAGCAGUGAACAUUUUUAUUUGUUAUAUUAGACACCUUUCUCUUUAGUUUCGUCAGACUAACAAAGCAAUUAUAGACUCCAUUUGGUUGAUAGUCAGAACUGUUUUCCUCCACUGAGACCCUCUACUUCUGUGUCUCUAGUGUUGGGGUAUAAAUUUGACUGUAAUCCUCUGGAGAGGUCAAUAGUUAUAAUUUUCUACUGGUUUCAUGCUGCAAAAAUUAUUGUCUGUAACAACUUAAUACAAGGUACUGAUAAGUAAUAAAAAAAGUAAAUGACUACUUCUCGUGAACAUGAAUAAGAGAAGAUGUAACAUUUAAGAAUAUGAUAAAAUGUAACCACCUACUGUAAUAACUAGGUUAACCAGUUGUUACAGGAGCCAUUUGCUGACUCUGAAUUGUUGAAUGCAGGGGUUUCAUUGGCAGCAGG
Owenia fusiformis is the source of this 1853-nucleotide messenger RNA. NCBI's taxonomy places the organism in Eukaryota, Metazoa, Annelida, Polychaeta, Sabellida, Oweniidae. The record is from the annotation of a GenBank genome assembly.